Molecule: messenger RNA, 958 nt
Organism: Lethenteron reissneri (Far Eastern brook lamprey)
Lineage: Eukaryota; Metazoa; Chordata; Hyperoartia; Petromyzontiformes; Petromyzontidae
Product: ferritin heavy chain B-like
Biological process (GO): intracellular iron ion homeostasis; iron ion transport
Cellular component (GO): cytoplasm
Molecular function (GO): ferrous iron binding; ferric iron binding
Source: RefSeq, a predicted model, not a curated record
GCGCCUCGUGCAUUCAGCAUAUCAUCACGGGAAACACGGGUUCUAGCUUCAACAGUGUUUGAACGGAACUUCCUCCUGUGAUCUCCUUCGCCUGUUGUUGCCCUUUCAGCUGACAGAAGAUGACGUCCCAGGUUCGCCAAAACUUCACCCAGGAGGUGGAAGCUGCCAUCAACCGGCAGGUCAACCAGGAGCUCUACGCCUCCUACGUCUACAGCUCCAUGGCCUACUACUUCGACCGCGAUGACGUGGCCCUGAAGAACUUCCACAAGUUCUUCAAGGAGCUGUCUCACGAGGAGCGCGACCACGCCGAGAAGCUGCUCGAGUACCAGAACAAGCGUGGCGGCCGCGUCGUGCUGCAGGACAUCAAGAAGCCGGACCGGGACGAGUGGGGCAAUGGCCUUGAGGCGCUGCAGCUGGCGCUUCAGCUGGAGAAGAGCGUGAACCAGGCGCUGCUGGAGCUGCACGCCCUCGCCGACAAGAACAAGGACCCUCAGCUGUGCGACUUCAUCGAGAGCCACUACCUGGAGGAGCAGGUGGACGCCAUCAAGCAGCUGGGCGAGCACAUCACCAACCUCAAGCGCCUCGGCGUGCCGCAGGCCGGAGUGGGCGAGUACCUCUUCGACAAGAUGACGCUGGGCAGCUGAGCGGCGGUGGUGGCUGCGGCGGUGGCGGCGAGCGGUGGGAAGUCGACGCUCGCCGUUGGUUGCCACCUGACGUAGCGCGGCACCGUUCGUGGUGGCGCUGGUGCCGUUACGCGGCGAGCGCGACGAUUCCUCCUUCGAAGCGGAUUUCGCGGUCCGUUCGCUGUUGCCGGUCACCGCACCGGCGCCACCGCGAGGGUUUUCCGCCGCUGCCCGAAGGUGGUGCCUUCAAUCUGCCAUCGGGAUCAGCUCGACAGCGGGAUCGUUGUUGUUGUCCUUGAUCCUUGUUUGGCCGUAAUAAAGAUUAAUUAAAGCAA